This is a messenger RNA of Brassicogethes aeneus, 4979 nucleotides long. The record is from the annotation of a GenBank genome assembly. NCBI's taxonomy places the organism in Eukaryota, Metazoa, Arthropoda, Insecta, Coleoptera, Nitidulidae.
UAUACAAGACCGUGAUGAUCACGGCGUGAUCUAUACUUAUCCAUGAUUUUUUGACAUUUCUUCUUCUUCUUCUUCUUAAUUCUGAACACAAUUCUGUGUUCAGAGGAAUGACCUUUGUCAAGUUCGGUUGUAUUAUUCCGUCUAGGUUAAAUUUAAAGUUGGGCGGUCGUACAUUAAUAAUUUACGACACCAAAAUGAGUAUCGCCUUGGAAAACCUAAUAUAACGCAGUACAGUGCAGUGAAAGAUGCCUUGAACCUCCAAAAUUCAACGCCUGGGACUUAGAUGUUCGUAAAAUGACCCUAAACAUGGGGGAACCGGGCUGCAUAGAAGGGCUGCUGCCCUGCCUCUACCACCCCUCCCCCGAAGCCCAGCGCAGCGCCCAAAUCGACAAGCAAAUCGCCGGCGAGAAGGAGGACUUUCAAAAAACGCACCGGUUACUCCUACUUGGAGCAGGUGAGUCCGGAAAGUCCACCAUAAUAAAGCAAAUGCAGCUGAUACACGUGGAAAAAUUCAGCGACGAAGUCAGAAAAGAACGCAGGAACGAUAUCAGGCACAAUCUAUUGGAUGCCAUAGUUAGUAUUAUUACAGCAAUUUCAACGUUAACACCGCCAAUACUUUUAGAACAUUCGGAAAAUACCAAAAGCAUAGACUGGAUACUGCACAACUCUGCAAGAGAAAAUUUUGACUUUCCACAGGAAUUCUAUGACCAUGUUGAAAUUCUGUGGAAGGAUAAGGGCAUACAAACUGCUUUUUCAAGAAGCAAUGAAUAUCAGUUGAUAGAUAGUGCUCAGUAUUUUUUGGAAAAAGUGCAAGAGGUCAGAAAACCUGAGUAUUUACCAAGCGAACAGGAUAUUCUAAGGUGUAGAAUUCUUACCAAAGGCAUAUAUGAACUUAUUUUCCAAGUCAAAAAAGUAAAAUUUCAGAUGAUAGAUGUGGGGGGUCAAAGGGGGGAGCGCCGCAAGUGGUUUUUGUGCUUUAACGGCGUAACAGCCAUAAUUUUUGUAACAGCAUGUUCCUCAUACGAUUCCGUGCUACGUGAAGACCCGACAAAAAACCGAUUGGUCGAAAGUCUGGAAAUAUUUCGCACCGUUUGGAACAACAAAUUUUUGAAGAACAUUUCUGUUAUAUUGUUUCUUAAUAAGCAAGAUAUUUUUAAGAGGAAAAUAAUGGCUGGAAGAAGUAAAUUAGAAGAGUUUUUCGAGGACUAUCGAUAUUAUCAAGUCCCGCCAAAUUCCGAGUUUGCAAAUGAGUACCAGGAGGUUGUAAGAGCAAAAUUUUUUAUCCGAAAUCUCUUCCAGAAAAUUAGCUUCAGCUCCGGCAAAAGCAAAGAACAAAAGUACCACUGCUGCUAUCCGCAUUUUACAUGUGCCAUAGACACUGAUAACAUAAAAAAAGUUUUCGAAGAUUGCCGCGACAGUAUUCAACCCACGGUGGCGUCAGGUCCUGAUUGCGGCCCGGUGGCCGCCGCAGAUAAGGGGACGGCCGACUGCUGGUGGUCCCCGUUGGCGGCGAUGGGCUGUUUCGGGAACAGGGAAGCGGCCGGUGGCGGUGGCGGCGGUGCCAGCGCCGCCGACGAUAUUCGGACACAAAAGCGCAUCAGCGACCAGAUAAACAGGCAGCUGGCCAAGGAGAAGCAGGUCUACAGGGCAACACACCGCCUCCUGCUGCUGGGGGCGGGCGAGUCCGGAAAAUCCACCAUCGUCAAGCAGAUGCGGAUUCUGCACACGAUAACAGGGGCGAUGUCGACGUUGUCGCCGCCCGUGGCGCUGGAAAAGUCUGAGAACCAGGCGCGGGUCGACUGGAUCCAGGACUGCGCCACGGGGCCAGACUUUGACUACCCGGCCGAGUUCUACGAGCAUACGGAGGCGCUGUGGAAGGACAGAGGCGUGCAGCAGACCUUCGACCGCAGCAACGAGUACCAGCUGAUCGACUGCGCCAAGUACUUCCUCGACCAGGUCGAUGUAGUCAAGCGGCCCGAUUACACGCCCACCGAGCAGGAUAUACUCAGGUGCCGCGUCCUUACCUCGGGCAUCUUCGAAACACUCUUCCAAGUCGACAAGGUGAACUUUCACAUGUUCGAUGUGGGCGGUCAGAGGGACGAGCGGCGGAAGUGGAUCCAGUGCUUCAACGACGUAACAGCCAUAAUUUUCGUGACGGCAUGUUCAUCUUACAAUAUGGUGCUGCGCGAGGACCCGACGCAGAACCGGCUGCGCGAGUCGCUCGAACUCUUCAAGUCGAUAUGGAACAACCGCUGGCUGCGCACCAUAUCCGUCAUCUUGUUCCUCAACAAGCAAGAUUUGCUGGCCGAGAAAAUUUUGACGUCGAAGUCGCGCUUGGAGAACUACUUCGGCGAGUUCGCGCGCUACCAGCCGCCCGCAGAGGUCCAGAACGAGGCCAACGAGGCGCCGGAGCGUAUAAGCACCGCCAGCGGCGAGGGCAAGCACUUCUGCUAUCCGCACUUCACGUGUGCCGUGGACACGGAAAAUAUCAAGAGAGUGUUUAAUGACUGUCGUGAUAUCAUUCAGCGAAUGCAUCUGCGCCAAUACGAACUUUUAUAACCGCCCACCUCGUUUUUUAGCAUUAACAAACAAAAACUACCGCCCCCUUACCCCGUCUCCUACCCCUCACUAACCACAAAACGACCGUACUCAUCUCUAUUGUUCACCUCGUUGCGAUUACGUUUUUUCUCCUCGUCUCCAGAGCCGCCUUUCUGCGUUCGCAUGUUACGUUUGCUCAAAUUUUAGUUUUAUUCGAGGGGGUCUUCAAAUACUUCUGAAAACAACCGUAAAAACAGUAGGACCAACAACAAACAACGCAAUACCUAAAAAUAACUAAAAUAGCGGCAUCUAAAAACGUAAUGUGUAAGUUUUUCGAUCUCUUCUUCUUCUUCUUCUUCAACCUUAAAAACAAGAGCGCACUCAGUUUUAAAGUACAAAUCACACAACUACUUCUCUUAUUUUUAUUUUUGAGUUUUUUGCCCAUUUAAAUUUGUUUAUUUUUGAAAAUUGUGCCAAAACGCGUUUUCGUUGAAUUUGGGCGUACUAUUAUAAAAUAUAACCCAAAAUAAUGUUGGCCCCUAUAUUAAAAAAAAUCUUCUAUUUUUUAUUUCCCAGACAUUUUUAUACAUAUUUAUUUUAUUUUCUGUUAUUCUAAUUACUUUUAGUGCAAUAUUUAUCAAGACAAUCUUUCGUUUGCUUUUUAAUUGAUUUCCCCCAAUGGCUGUAUAUUUACAAUAAUAUUUUGACGCGCUCCGAGAAAACAAGCCUUGGGUCCAAAAAACGAUGUCCAAGAUUAAGAUUGUUUUAUGUAGAUUGGUACAGUGGCGGACACAGAAUUAUGAACGACUUAAUUUCGUUGUCCAUGUAUAAAUCUGUAAAUAGCAAAGAUACAAUUUAGAUUUUUUUUGUUUUUGAUUCAAAAUAACAAGACUGGUGACAACCGGAAGUGAAGUUAGUUAUCCAUAAAGAAAGUUUAGAUUUUGAUGUCAACGGGAUGAUAGUCAUUCAAAAUUCUAUGCACAGUGUCUUUCGAAAAGUCCAAUAAUAACUUUCUUAUCGCAAAAAUUGACAAUUCCGAAGUGCCUAUACUACGCAAACGCCUCACCUGAAAAUUUUUAUUUUUGGACAUAAGGUUCGUUUUCUCGGAGCGCGUCACAUAUGGUUAUUAUUUGUUUACCUCGCAACACUGACCAUUUUCGAUUUUGUUAAAUUUCCAACAAUUUCAUUAGAUGCUUAUUAUUCUAGAUGCCUUUGACAUAUCGACUCUUUUUUAAGAGAAUGUCAGAAACAUGGAGCCUACACAAGAAGCCCGAACUUAAUAGGGAAAAUUGACAAAACCUGCCCUCUAAAUUGCACAAAUUAAGUCUUUUUUUUUUCACCACCAGCGGCGCUGAUUGUUGAUGCGUCCUGACGUCUGCUCUUUUGGUAGCGUUUCGGUACAAAUUAGUCAAUUGUUUCAGAAUAAACGGGACAUCAGCGCCUACUUUCCUUAGGAAGAUUCUUGUUUACAUGCAGUUUGGACUCCUUGUGUAGGCUCCAUGGUCAGAAACGUCAAAAAUAUUUUAAUUUGGUGUUGCCAGACGUUACAAAAAUUUCUUGAGCACACAAUUUUUAACUAUGAUUUAUAAGGGUACAGCCAUUAGAGUCUGUUUGUUUUAUCAAGGACAUUCUUUAAGAUUUAAGUUAUUUUAAAUACUUUUCUUAAAAACAGUAUAUACAAACAAAAUACAAGUAAGUGUAAAAAAUGUCUUAAAAAAAAACAAACAAACGCUAAAAGAAAUUAUAUCUAUAAUUCAUUCUCUAGAAGUACUUAAGUGUGACGUGUAGUCUAUUUUAAUGUAAAAAAGAUGCAUUUAACUGUAUUUGAUAAGUUCUCCCAAAAAAACGAACAUUGAUUUUUCCUUUAUUUCAAUCCCACUAGGCACGACCUCAAAACUUUGACAGAUGACAGCUAAUCUGUCAUAAUGUCAUGGAAAAAUAUAGUUUUCUCCAUUAUUAUUAGUAGUUUAUUAUUAUAAAUAAUUGUGUAGAAUAAGCGAUAUUUUCGAUUUUCUUGAGUGAGCCGCCGAAAACGCAUGCGAGAUUGAUUAGAUACAAAUUCCAGUGCUACCAACAUCAAAAAAAUAAUUUAAAAAAGUAAGUGCAUAAAGAGAGAUUAAAAGUAAGAGAGUUAGCAAUGGAGACUAUUAAAUUUAAUUUUUACAAAAACUGUAGAUGCACAAAAUGGAGUGUAAAGUCUAGAUUUAUGUCCAAGAUUAAUUUAAAAAAACAAAAAUUUGUAAAUUAAGGUAUGAAACUAGUUUAAUAUAAUGCAUCACUUAUAGAUGAAUGUUCGGCGAGCGGGCGGAAAGUUGGACGUUUUUAAACGGUACAUAUUAUUUGGAACCUUAGCGAUUUCACUUUUGCAAAGUGGCAAACUGUUUCUUAAAGUUUGCGACUUAACUUUCUAUAAUAAAUGUCAAAUAGGUGGGCCACCCUGU